Molecule: messenger RNA, 1131 nt
Organism: Quercus lobata
Lineage: Eukaryota; Viridiplantae; Streptophyta; Magnoliopsida; Fagales; Fagaceae
Product: flavin-containing monooxygenase FMO GS-OX-like 3
Exons: 7
Coding region: 16-1131 (371 amino acids)
Molecular function (GO): NADP binding; flavin adenine dinucleotide binding; N,N-dimethylaniline monooxygenase activity
Source: RefSeq, a predicted model, not a curated record
AUCCCCCGAGAGGCCAUGGGCUUUAGGGACUACCCGUUCGUCCCCAAAGACAACCUGGACAGAGACCCGAGACGGUUCCCGAGUCACCGAGAGGUUCUGAUGUAUCUGCAAGACUUCACGCGCGAGUUCAGGAUUGAUGAGUUGGUGAGGUUUGAAACGGAGGUAGUGCGCUUGAGAUUCGUGGAGGGGGAGGAGAAAUGGAAAAUAAAAUCAAAACAGAGGUCAGGCACAGAAAUGGGUUUGGAAUUGGAUGAGAUAUUUGACGUUGUUGUUGUAUGCAAUGGCCAUUUCACCGAACCUCGUGUCGCCUAUAUUCCUGGAAUAAAUGAGUGGCCUGGGAAGCAAAUACAUAGCCACAAUUAUCGUGAUCCAGAACCUUUUCGAGAUCAAGUUGUAGUUUUGAUUGGGAAUUCACUUAGUGCAUUUGAUAUUUCUUGGGAAGUAGCUGGAGUUGCCAAAGAAAUCCACAUUGCAGCUCGAACGGUCAUGGAUGGAACAUUUGGAAAACAGCCUGCCUAUGAUAAUAUGUGGCUUCAUCCUAUGAUAAAAGAUGUAUGUGAAGAUGGUUCUGUAAAUUUUCUAGAUGGGAGCAUUGUCAUUGCGAACAUCAUUCUACACUGCACAGGGUACAAGUAUCAUUUUCCUUUUCUUGAAACCAAUGGCAUUGUGACUGUGGAUGACAAUCGUGUUGGGCCACUAUACAAGCAAAUAUUUCCACCAGCCUUGGCUCCACGGCUCUCCUUCGUUGGAUUACCUUGGAAGGCCAUUCCUUUUCCCAUGUUUGAAUUACAAAGCAAGUGGAUAGGUGGUGUUUUGUCUAAUCGAUUCACGCUUCCAUCACAAGAGGAGAUGAUGGGAGAUGUUGAAGCCUUCUACUCAUCACUUGAAACUUUUGGCACUCCAAAGCGAUACACUCAUUGUUUGGGUGAUAAUCUGGUAAAGUACAAUAAUUGGCUUGCGAGUCAGUGUGGAUGUCCUGCAUUUAAAGAUUGGAGAAUGCAAAUGGUUUUGGUCACUAUCAAGAGCACACUAACUCAUCUUGGAUCUUACCGUGAUGAAUGGGAAGCUCAGCACUUGGUUUUGCAAGGUUAUGAGGAUUUCAUUAAGCACACCUCAAAACAAGUUUGCUAG